GGUGUGGAUUAAUUUUCUAAAUAUUUUUCGUUCAUGAUAAGAUGCACUAGAACUACUGACUGUUGAUUGCAUAAAGAGAUGGAAUACGAAAAUGGAAUCAGCUGACUGGAAGACAUUAUUUUUCUGAAGAAUUGGAGAUUGAGACUGCGUAAUGAGUUGUCGCUCUUUCUGAGAAGCUUAACAAAAUGAUUGUUGAUGGCGCAGACUACAGUUCUUGGAGAUCAUUGGUUUUAGAGAUUGAAACUGCAUCUCCAGAGGAUAUAGAUGCUAUUUCCUUAGCGUAUGAGUCCUUUUUGUCAAGAUUCCCAUUGUGUCAUUGGCAUUUGGAGAAAUAUGCAUAUCACAAGGGAAAACGAUGCGGUCCUCAAGAAGCUGUUAAUGUUUAUGAAUGUGGGGUGGAAGCAGCAAAGUUUUCGGUUGGUUUCUGGGUUGAUUAUUUUACAUUCGGUGCAACCUGCUUUGGAGACCCUGAGGAUGUUCGUCGAUUAUUUGGAAGAGCUGUCUCAUUUGUUGGAAAAGAUUACUUUUGCCAUAUACUAUGGGACAAGUACAUGAAAUAUGAAUUCAGUCAAGAGGGUUGGAGCUUUCUUGCACAGAGUUAUAUCCAAGCACUGAGGUUUCCUACGAGGAAGCUGCACUUUUAUUAUAAUAACUUCAAGCAGUUUAUUGCCAAUUUGGAAGAAGAAAUGGGAUAUGAAAAGAAUAACAGCAGCGAAGUAGAGCAAGUUUCUGUUCCUUGUGCUGCAUUGGAGAUAUCUAGGGACGAAAUCUCUCUUGUCGUAAAGGAUUUGCUAGAUUCUUCAGAUAGAUCCCUCAAGUCCAAAGCGCUGGAAAGAUAUAGAUCUAUUGGUGAAGGAUUUUAUCAUGAAGCAAGCCAGACUGAUGAAAAAAUAAAAUGCUUUGAGGCAAAAAUUCGAAGGCGAUAUUUUUAUGUAACUCCUCUUGACAAUGAUCAACUAGAUAAUUGGCAUCUCUACCUGGAUUUCAUCGAGAAGCAAGAUAACUUGGACUGGACCAUGAACGUAUAUGAGAGAUGCUUGAUUCCCUGUGCCAAUUACCCUGAAUUUUGGAUGCGUUAUGUGGAGUUCCUGGAAUCUAAAGGUGGAUGUGAGCUGGCUAACUCUGCCCUAGACCGGGCAACUCAAAUAUUUUUGAAGAAUGUGCCAGAGAUCCAUAUAUUCAGUGCAAGGUUUAAGGAGCACAUAGGAGAUGUCAAUGGUGCCCGUGCUGCAUUGCUUCUGUGUGAUACAAAAGCUGAUUUGAGCUCCGUUGACAACGUUGUGACACUAGCUAACCUGGAAAGACGUUUGGGAAAUUUUAGAGCAGCUUCUGCUACGUAUGAGAAAGCACUCAAAACCGUGAGGGAGAGGCAAAAUCUACAUCUUCUUCCCAGUCUGUAUUCUCAAUAUGCCCGGCUUACCUUCUUGAUAACAGGUAGUGCAGCUGAUGCUAGAGAUGUACUAGUUGAAGGGGUACGGCAUGUGCCUCGCUGCAGAUUCCUUAUAGAGGAAUUGAUAAAAUUUGCAAUGACCCAUGAAGGAGCAAGCCAAGUGGAUAUCAUUGAUUCAGUCGUGGCUGAUGCCAUUUCAUCUGGAUUAGAUGAAUAUGAGGGUUUCAAUGCCAAAGAUCAAGAGAACAUAUCCUGCUUGUUCUUAGAGUUUGUCAAUCUUCGUGGAACUGUGCAUGAUAUAAGAAAGGCCUGGAAUCGUCAUAUUAAACUAUUUCCCCAGUUCCUGAGGAUGAAGACCACACGUAAGCACAGUAGGUCAGGCCAUCCCUUGAUAGAUGUGGUCGCAGACCAGAAGGGAGACGAUGCCCAUCCUGUUCAUGAUCAGCCAUCCAGAAGACCAUGUUUUGGCCAUCCUAUCCAACUUCAAGGGCAAGAACAGGCACUUCCUACCAAAGCUGUAGAAUUUUCCAGUAAAAAUGCAUCCCACUACAAUGAGCCAGCUCAUAAAUUAUCAUGCCAAUCUAGAGAAGACAAACCGGGAUCUACAGUUGUAAUUGCUCAAUUAGCUAAUCAGGCCAUAGAGAAUGCUUUGGAUGGACGCAACCUAGAUCAGGACCUCUCAUGCAAACCUAGCGGAGACGGACUGGGACAAAUUGAUGUUAAGGCUGAAUUAGCUAAACAGUCCAAAGAAAAUGCUCGGAGCCUGCACGAGUCAGCUGAAACAAUUGAGUCUGUUGAAGCCUCUCACUCUAGUUUAAUUUAUGUUCAGCCAGAGUUGGAUCAUGAGUUGAGACAGCAGAAUCAUCCAGUUUCUUUGGAUGAUAUUUCCUUAAAUUCUCAGGGAAAGGAAUCUCAGGAGCUCCCCAUGUCUUGUGAUGAGUAUGAUACAAGGAGAGAUGUACCUGCAUCUAGUGAGAGCACACCGCGAGGUACCUCAAAUGUUAAUUCUAAUUCUUCUGCCGGCCCAAAAAGCGGUCAGAAGGUUAAGUAUUCAGAAGUUCAUGAUGAAUCAGAAAAAAAUGGAUCAGUGAAUCGUCAGCAAAAUACACCACCAAAAGUACAAAGUGAUCAAGAAUAUCCUUCUAAUACUAGUGAGGACUCAAUUGAAAUAGAUCACAAGGUCCAGGGCCCUGGAAGUGCAACUUCAGGUUUCCAAGAGCAUGCACAAGAUCAAGAGCAUCAGUUACAACAGUCUCUCUACCAAGAUAACUGUGGAGCUAAUGCAUCAGACAGAAAGAUACUUACAAAUCUAGGCGAUGCUCAGGAGGACUGGGAUAGGCAUAAACAUAAUCAGGCACAAUUAGGGGUUGUUCAGACAGAUAAAGCAACUGGCCAAGACCAGCCAGUGAGCUCGACGCCACCUCCAGUCACUAUCUCUGCAGGACAACUACCAGAAUCCUCCCAACCAGUUUCUUAUCCUCAACAAAAUCAAAUUACUUCGUCGUGGCAAACACAGCAAGGCCUAACUGUGAAUCAGAUGUUACAGUAUCAUUACCAUCAGCAGCAAUUAUUGCAGCAGCAGUAUCAGCAGCUGCAUAUGCAUCAUCCUUACCUCCAACUACAACACCUUUAUAUGAAUCAGCAAUCUUAUCAACUGCAGCCACAACAGCAUAAUCAACAGCAAGUGCAGCUGGUGCAUCAGCAACAAUAUGUGCAGCAACAGCAGCUUCAGCCACCACCUUGUCAGCUGCAGCAACAGAUACCUUCAUUUCAGCAGUCACAGCCACAAAUGCAGCAGCAACAUUAUCAGCAAAGCCAGCAGAUGCUAGGGCAUCAGGGGUUACAGCAAGGUCAGGAGUCUCAUCUGAAUUAUCAACAAGCACAUGAGAAACAAUUUCAUCAACCUCAGGACCCAGCUUUUCAAGUGCAUCAAUUAGCAUAUCAACAACAAGCAUCUCAAGGGCAGCAGCUGCUUUUGCAGCAUUACCAGCAAUAUCAGGGUUAUCAGCAUCUACAGCAGCAGCAAUCCCAGGAAGGACAGCAAAACAUACAUCAAUAUCCAGGGCAGAAGCAACAAGAUGAACUUAUUGAACAGCAUUACCAACAAGUCACUUCGAAACAAAAUUCAACACAAAAUAUGAGCCAAAACCAGAAGGUUUCUAAAACUGCCCUACAGGAUCAUGAUGGAGUAGCCGAACCUUCUAAAUCUCCACAUCAUCGGGUUCAGUCACCACAAGUCUUGCAAUAAUUUCAGACUGCUGACGGAUCGUAAUUCUCCUCAUGGCAACAGCAGUUGCCUCAAGUCACAGCAUCUCAGCUCCUCUUCAACUGGCAGAGCUUACAUUUUGCAGCAGUCUUUCACCAAAUGAGACGCAUAGAAGUACUGUUUAUAGUUUGCAACCAAGAUUUGUCGAUAACUGCAUAAAUAUGUUAACCUGGUGUAUGCAUCUUACAGGCGUUAGUUAGAAGCAUGUGGAAAAUUUUCGCAACACAUAAGGACCUGUGCAAAGCUGCAUGGCCGUCUGAGAGGAAUCAUUUUUCCAGCCCAUUCAGUGAACAGACUCUAUCAUACUCUUUUUCGUAGCAUAUUUAAUUCAGACCGUCCACCCUUUUAGUUUUUAAAAAAUAGAAAGU
Molecule: messenger RNA, 4024 nt
Organism: Sesamum indicum (sesame)
Lineage: Eukaryota; Viridiplantae; Streptophyta; Magnoliopsida; Lamiales; Pedaliaceae
Biological process (GO): RNA processing; mRNA 5'-splice site recognition
Cellular component (GO): commitment complex; U2-type prespliceosome; U1 snRNP
Molecular function (GO): protein binding; pre-mRNA 5'-splice site binding
Source: RefSeq, a predicted model, not a curated record